Molecule: messenger RNA, 2996 nt
Organism: Gigantopelta aegis
Lineage: Eukaryota; Metazoa; Mollusca; Gastropoda; Neomphalida; Peltospiridae
Product: gastrula zinc finger protein XlCGF49.1-like
Exons: 4
Coding region: 482-1093 (203 amino acids)
Biological process (GO): regulation of transcription by RNA polymerase II
Cellular component (GO): nucleus
Molecular function (GO): DNA-binding transcription factor activity, RNA polymerase II-specific; RNA polymerase II cis-regulatory region sequence-specific DNA binding
Source: RefSeq, a predicted model, not a curated record
GCUGCUCAUAUUCAUGGUGGAAAACGCGUUAUGGAGAUUGAUUCACAAUGUGGUACGAAUCUUGAAACUUGGUAUUUUCCAUGCUUUUGAAGAAAGAAGACAACCAUCUUGUACAUCAUGCAGUUACUGACACCUUGAUGUGUGUUACAUUUGAAAUGACUAGUCAAAUCAUAUCCUCCGACAUGUCUUGUCUAAUACAUUUCAAAAAGCAUGUAAUGUGCGUUGCAAACGAUAAAAUGAUGAUGUAAUCAAAAACAGAAUCAUUUAAUCAUAUUCAUAAUUUGACUAAUUCAGCUCAGGGCAGAGAAGAAAAAUCUACACUGAAAGAUGAUGACUGAUGUAAUAAACAUAAUUCGUCUAUUGGUUUAAAACAGUAACAGUGAGCAACAGUUUAGUAAGAGAAACAAUAAACGAAAUCAGGAAGGGAGUGAAAAUCAUGAAUGUAGCAUUUGUUCUAAAGUGUUUCUAAGUUGAAACAACUAUGACAAUGCAUUCUACAGACGGACCAUUCACGUGUAAAACGUGUCAUGAAGAAUUUUCAACAGUUGAUUCUUUUGAAGAGCAUAACUCAAGAUUGCACUGCGCGUUUUGUAAGAAGUAUUUCAAGAAAGCCCAUUUACUGAGAGUCCACAUGCGGAGUCAUUCAGACGAGCGACCUUUUACGUGCACUGUAUGCGGGAAAUCGUUCAAGACGAACACUCAUUUAAAGGGGCACGCCAAAACCCAUACUGGUGAAAAACAGUUUACUUGUCACAUCUGCGGGUCAUCGUUUCUAAUGAGCUCCAAUCUGAAAAAUCACUUGAAGAUCCAUGCCGGCAUCAAGCCUCACGUGUGUGACCAUUGCAACAAACGAUUCUGUCGACCAUCAGACCUCCAGCAACACAAGCGGACACAUUCAGGUGAGAAACCUUAUUCAUGUGACCGGUGUGGAAAGCGCUACAUGGAGAGGUCGGGAUACCAGUUCCAUCUGAAGUCCCAUGUAGACGACAGACCACACGGCUGUGGCUACUGCAACAGACGAUUCAUCAAGUCCUCCGAUUUAAAACGUCACGAACGACUACACACUGGUAAAAAGUGCUUCAACCUGGGGUAAUAAGAGACAGUAUGCCGCACACAUAUAAACCAAAGUUGGGUGCAAAACUUUGUAAAAAAAACAUUCAAAAGAAGACAUAUUAAAGGCUGUGGAUACUGUUAAUAGUGGACUUUGAGUUUGAAUGUACAAGAAGGCGACUAUGUCUUGCUCACGGACGAUAAUGAGAUAUAUCCAGGUGUAAUAACAUUGAUGAAGGAUAACAGAUGCUCAAUAAAAGCAAUGGAGAAGAGUGGUGGGAAUUGGAAGUGGCCCAAAACAACUGGCAUUUUAUUCUAUCCAAUGGAGGACUUGAAACAAAAGAUCGAAAAACCGAACGAACUGAAAAGGGGUGUUAUUGAAGUGAAUGAAUUGAAGCAUCAUUUUGCCCAAAAGAAAGAAACUGUUGACAUGUGUUACAAUUGUUUAGAUGACAAAAACUAUUGUUAAAACAUUUUCUGUUGUAUUUUAAACCAUCCAAGAUCUGGAGAACAGAUUAUUUUUAUUUUUCUGUGAUUAGUUCAUUUUGUGCCAAAAGGCAGACUCCGCCGGGCUUACUCAGGUUUAUUUAGAGCUCUGAUUUACUUGUUUUCUAUUGUUUUGUUGUGAAACAUUAUUUUUUUUUUUUUUUUAAAUAUGCUCUUUGUUCCUUAUAACCCCUAUUGAAGUUAUAAUAGGAACAUCAACUAAAACCAAUGGCUAUCCCUUAUAACCCCAUCCAUGGGGUAAUAAGGGACAAUCAUUAGAAAAAUAAUAAAAAAAUACUUGGAGUUUAGAUUUUGGAACAUGGCAUGAACCAUUGAGAAGUCUGACCAAAUAGUCACAAAAUGGCAUAGGACUUCCUCCCACAUCAGUUAGAUGUAUGGAUAAUUUAUAAGAAAGGUUUCAAAAUCGUACCCUUAUUACCCCAUUUUACGGUAUAUUAAAUCAGAAUAAUUAUUUUUCUGAAUAUCAAUUGCUCGAAUAACAAAACUAAUUUCCACCAAAUGCUGAAUACAUAAUAAUCAUCUAAUACAAAUAAUUAAAUAAUGAUUGCCUUUAAUAAAUGAGAAAUCAUCAAGAAAACAGCAAUAAUAAUGACUACAAAUAUGAUUUAUUACAUCAACUACAUUCAAUGUAAACUGAUCAAUAUAACUUGUGUUAAAUAUACGUGCUCAUUACAGGCUCUGACAUCAACUUCGUAAACAGUUUGUUAAUCAUUCAAACAGCAACAAAUAUUCAGAUUAAUGUAUUUCACAAUGCAAACAGUGGAUUUUGGCAUGGUUACCAAUUUGAGAACAAGUAACAACAUAUUUAGAAAAUAAUCUGUCCUUUUAUUGUAGAUAAAAUCUGUAAAGAGCACAAUUUAGAUUAAAUAUCUAUUUUAUGUUUUAACUGACUCUACAGCAGUGACAGAAUAAAGAAAAACCUACUGAUACAAUUACAUGAAACCAGUUCAUUUUGCUACUCCGAAAACAAGUUUGUUUGCUUCACAUCCAUAUUGACAUAAGAAUUUUUUUUAAUUAAAGAUUUAAUUUGGCCUUCACCAUGAGCAGAAUCAAGGCGAGCUGAAAAUCACUCUCGAUAAAUGAUGCCAGGCUAGCAAUCACAAGAAGUUUCAAAUGGAAUUCAUUAAACAUGUUAUUGGAAGGUGAUAAAUUUUUCAUUCUCCUAAAUGUUUCCACUCAAAUGUGAAGAGGAGCACCAGUGAUCAAUUGUCUUUUCUGAUGAACACUAAAGGAUAUUUUGUAAUGAGAUAUUUUUUAAUCAAAAAAAAACAAAAAACAAAAACAAACCUCACCAAAAAGCUAUGAGCUUAACUUCAAUUUAUAAAACAAACUUUUAUUACAAAAUUUUAUAUUUUAAUAAUAGAUUUUAGAAUUAAAAAAUAUAUAUAUUGUGUUAAGGCAAAGGUUGAUGAGUUUAUGUUGUUUGUAAAUGGUAAACA